CAAUGCUUCCACCCCAACGUCUUUGACCAUCAUCUUGGAGAGCCACCCCUGUGGGGAUGCAGUCUGGCCACUGCUCCUGCAGGUGCCACAGUCACAAUACCGAAAGUCCUUGUCAAGCAAAGUCUUUGACACUGUCAAACGGUUUUGGUCUUAUCAGUGGAAAUGCUGGUAAAGAAGGAACAUUGAGAUUUGCUUUGAUCCUGUUCCUUAAGGACCAUGGAACCUUGCAAAGAAACCUCCCAGAUUGUGUGUAUUGGACUCCUUGGAUUGCUCCAGGGUUCUACCUUUGCUGACAUUAAUAGCAACAUCGGUGAUGGCAACAACAUCAGUGACCAUAGUGCGCAGACAGUAACUGUUAACGACAACCACAAUAUAGCCAAUAUUGAUAAUAACAAUGGAUGGGAUUCUUGGAACUCACUCUGGGACUACAACACCGGCUUUGCAGCAACUAGGAUCUUUGCCAAGAAAAUCUGCAUUGUGCACAGGCUGAACAGAGAUGUUUUGCCUGGCCUUCAGGACCUUAAGAAGACAGCAAAAGAAAAGAGGGCAAAUGUACAUACUGGACCUUCCCCCAAAAGCCUGCAGUAUCAAAUUGAACCUGAGGAAUUAAAAGAUCUGACUCAGUUUGGAACCCCUAUUGAAAACAUGUGCAAGGGGCUUCGUACAUACAAAGCUCAGGAAGUACAAGGGCAAAGCUUCUUAUUCUUUAGCGGCUCAUGCUUCAACGCUGAUAUCCUCUGGCUUCUGAACAUCUCAAUCUGUGGAGAGACAACAACUAUGUGAAGAAAUCACUGAUGACCCACCAACCAUGGUGUGCUCCCCAAAACUUUUCAAAUCCUAAUAUUAAGAAUAAAACAAAAAAUUUAAUAAAUAAAUAAAUAAUAAAAAUACUUUCUA
Messenger RNA from Vombatus ursinus (common wombat), 897 nucleotides. Its product is annotated as gastrokine-1-like. Gene Ontology annotation, biological process: regulation of cell population proliferation. The coding region runs from base 217 to 783 and encodes 188 amino acids. The record is from RefSeq and is a predicted model, not a curated record. NCBI's taxonomy places the organism in Eukaryota, Metazoa, Chordata, Mammalia, Diprotodontia, Vombatidae. The transcript has 6 exons.